This is a messenger RNA of Lytechinus variegatus (green sea urchin), 1607 nucleotides long. Its product is annotated as protein TSSC4-like. The transcript is spliced from 2 exons. Lineage: Eukaryota; Metazoa; Echinodermata; Echinoidea; Temnopleuroida; Toxopneustidae. Bases 127 to 1086 code for a protein of 319 amino acids. The record is from RefSeq and is a predicted model, not a curated record.
UCAAGAUAUUGCGUAAUCGGAUUCGCUAAUAUUGACUGUACUAGAGUGUAGUCAAAUUUUGACAGGAACCUGUGAAGUACUAAAGAUUACCGCAGAUAUCUUAUGACUGGAUGGAAUCAGAGCUAGAUGUCUUCUUUCACGCUCAACACAGGCCACGGCCGAUCUCUCAGCGGGUUUGCGAACAGAACUAGCGACGUCUUCGGCUCUCUCGGCGGACUCGAAAAGAACUACGACGAAGCCGUGAAGGAGAGAGGGCCCGAUGAAUUCUUGGACGAAGACAGAGAAAGCCCAGAGCGGGAAUUCAAGAAACCUGCUCCUCCCCGCCAUGAUGGUGGGAGAGGCCGGAGUGAGCAUGGACAUGAUGGAGGCAGGAGGGGUUGGGAUCGUCCACAUUGGAGGGGGAGGGGUGGCAGGUCAUCGUAUCGGGAGGGGCAGAGGAGGCAACAGAAGACGCCGGAUUACAAGUUGCACCCCGAACGAUGGACCGAAUACAGCCUUGAGGACACCGACGUAUCGGGAGAGUCUGCGAACAAGAGAGCAGCCGUAGACUUCCUCAGGGAUUUAAGGAAGAGAAAAGCAGAAGAACAGCGGGGACAGGCAUGGGAUGCUGACCUUUAUACAGGGAAAUUAGAGUACAAAAAGCCUGUCUUGAAGUCUAAUACUGAACAGUCCGAUCAAACAGAUAAAAAACAAAGCUAUGGCGAUGUUCAUAAGAUGGCAGAAUUUCAGUUUGGACAGUCCAAACCAAAGGUGAGGAAGCCGCCAUCUGAACGGGCAUCAAGUAGCCGGGGCAGUGGCUCAUCUAAAUCAGACUCAAUAAGCUUGGGGCAUUUGGGUGAAGAGGAAGAUGGCAGCCAAUCAGAAGGCUCUAUCAAACAAACUGACCAAUCAUGCGAUAGCAGCAUUCAAAUUAUCCAAUCGGAUUCUUCUAACACUGUAGGGAAGGAUGCCGAAGAUGGGAAUGAGUUGAAGGAAGCCACGGGCGAUGGAAAAGGUCAAACUGAGAAGCCCGUUUUCCAGAGAAAAGCGGGGAAAGGAAAGAGGCACAUUAGAGGGAGAAAAACCACAGAUGAAGAAGAUGACUAAAUAAGAAUAUUCAUACAUGUAGAUUACAAGGGAAUUAGUAAAGAGCCAUUUCACAUGUACCGGUAUCUCAACCUACAUAUUUUAAUCCUACUUCAUCUACAAUCAGUUUGUCUACUGACCAUCUUAAUUCGAUGGAUUCACAAUACGGUGCCAAUCUAUCGGGUGCCGCAAACAGGCAAAAUUUCUAGCUUGGGGGUCGACAUCGAUGCGCGCAGGCAGCGUACGUUGCUAGUCUACAAUCUGACUGAUGCUUCAAGAAAUGAAGACCGUAUGGCAAGAAUUGGCAAAAACAGUCUAAAUUUCACAAAGAAAUAUGUGGGUAAAUUUCUCUUCUUCCUUCUUGACCCUAAUAAACAGCAUAUCCGGUCGAGCCGAGUCGGUCAGCACUGAAAAAUCGCAUGCAUGCAUGCACUUUAGUGCUAGCAUGCACAACAGGGCCCCGUCUUCCAAAGAGUUACAAUUGAUCCAAUCAAUCAUAUCUCUAUGGAAAUCAAUCAGUGUCAUAAUUUUUCUACACGAAA